Molecule: messenger RNA, 2075 nt
Organism: Glossina fuscipes
Lineage: Eukaryota; Metazoa; Arthropoda; Insecta; Diptera; Glossinidae
Product: sestrin homolog
Exons: 8
Coding region: 540-2030 (496 amino acids)
Biological process (GO): negative regulation of TORC1 signaling; cellular response to L-leucine; cellular response to leucine starvation
Cellular component (GO): nucleus
Molecular function (GO): L-leucine binding; oxidoreductase activity, acting on peroxide as acceptor
Source: RefSeq, a predicted model, not a curated record
AAAAAAUAAAAAAAAAAAACAAAAACAAAAGAAAAAACUUAAAACUUAAACAGAAAAUUGGAAAGAGAAAAAUAGUUACUUACAAGCCUUAAAUCGCUUUGAUUAACUUGACGUAGCAGUCAUAGUUGUUGUUCCAGUGACCACUGACAGCAUAUAUUAAACAUUUUGUUUUCUUUCGUUGUUAUCUAUCGACUGACUUGAAAACCACUCACAACAAACAGGUUCGUGUAACAUAUCGAGUCGACCCGUGGCAGCACCAACCAUACCUUUGCUUUUGGUAAUAGUAGUAAUCUAACUGCUGCAACCAUUAGAGAGCCCGUUUUUGUGUGUGCGUGCUUUUCACUGUGCCUGUAUUUGUGUGUUGUUUGAAAACAAACAAAAACAAAAAAAAAAAAAUAAAAAAAAACAAAAAAAAACAAAGAAAACAAAAAAGAAAAAGCGGGCUUCAGACUUCAACAGAAGACGAAGAAGACGACGAAAAAGGAGAAGCAACAGAAGAAGCAGAAGAAAUAUAGAUAAAUUGAAUUUAUCAACAACAAAUGUUUUCAAUGGUUGAUUAUUACGCAGAUAUGGGACAAAUCGGUCAAGAAUGUUCCGUUCACGAGUACAAUAUGGCUGAUCUUGAAUUAGAUCAAGUGACUAAAGUAAUCGGUUAUCAUCCCCGAUUUCUGGAUCAUUUUCUACGUACACAAAAUUUUAUUAUGAAAGGCGAUGGUCCACUGCCUUACGACUAUCGUUAUUAUUUGGCCAUAAUUGCCGCUGCCCGCCAUCAAUGCCCGUAUUUGGUGAAAAUGUAUGAGAAAGAAUUUCUUAAUCAAGGCGGCAAUCCGGAAUGGUUAAACGGUCUAGAUUAUAUACCUUCCAAGUUACGUGCCAUAUACGAGAUAAAUAAAAUUUUAGCACAUCGGCCCUGGCUGUUGCGUAAAGAACACAUUGAGAGUCUGACUAGGAAUAAAAACAGCUGGUCCUUAUCGGAAGUGGUGCACGCUAUGGUUUUAUUAUCGCAUUUUCAUUCGCUAUCAUCGUUCGUAUUCUCCUGCGGUUUAACACAGAAACUUGAUGGCCUAUCUAGUCCUAAAUUUAAAACGACGCAAAUAUCGACCGCAACGGUUAAUGUUGGGGGCGUUACAACAACAAUACCAUAUCAACCACCGCAACCACCAGUACAAAUUCAACCAACUGUUCAACCACAAAAGACUGUUUUAAGCGAAAUAAUUCUAAACAGCAAUGCUGCAGUCAUUGCCGGUGAAUUUACCGGUAGCGGCCUGACUACAAAUGUUAGUGUCAAUAAUGUUGUCGGAGCCGGCUCAUCGACCGCUCUAAAUGGUGUAAACAAUAAGAAGAAUGCACUGCCUAGUGCUACUGUCGAGGUGUUGAUGGAACGUAUGAAAGUUUUAUCGCAGAAACAAGACGAGUGCACUGAAGCUGAACUGAGUAAUCGCUUUAAAAGUGUUGAAAUGCAAACUGCCGAACUGUCAACGACCGCACCUCAGACUCCUGUUGAAGUGCCACCGGUUAUAUCUCAUUAUGUAGAAGAUCCAAAUUUUACGUAUCAAGAUUUCGCUAGACGUGGUGCCGAAAAUAUACCAAAUACAUUUCGCAUACAAGACUAUUCAUGGGACGAUCAUGGCUAUUCACUAGUUAAUGGCUUAUAUGAAGAUGUUGGAACUUUAUUGGAUCAGAAAUUUCGCUGCGCUUACAGUUUAACUUAUUUCACUAUGGGUGGUGUAAAGAAUGUUGAUACUUCAAAGUUCCGUCGUGCCAUUUGGAAUUAUAUACAAUGCAUCUACGGUAUACGACAUGAUGAUUAUGACUACGGUGAAGUUAAUCAGCUUUUAGAUCGUCCUUUAAAAAUGUUUAUUAAAACCGCCUGUUGUUUUCCGGAUCGAAUUACUACAAAGGACUACGACAGUAUACUCGUUGAGUUACUGGAUAGUGAAAAGGUUCAUGUUAAUCUUAUGGUAAUGGAGGCUCGCAAUCAGGCCGAAUUGCUGUAUGCAUUACGUGAAAUAAUGCGCUACAUGACAUGAUCUCAAUGAAAUUAAAUUAUGAACAAAAAAAAAAAAAAAAAAAAA